AUGCCAAACUGGACCAAAUAUGUCCCGACCGAGUGGCCACCACCCGCCGACGUAAUCCCGAAGGAGCCAGAAGAAGGUGACUACCCGACGCGCCGGGAGUACGGGGAGGCGGUAUACCUACGGUCUCGGGUCAUGAAGCAAUGGAGGAAAAACUAUGGACUGGCGCAGCGCACGACGGAGCCACGGGCGGAUACAGCAGGAAUCGACACGCGGGAACAAUUGGCAGCACGGCGAAAACGUGGCAAGGACCGACUGGGAUGGACGAGGAGACGCCGGAAGGGGGGAGGCAAAAGGUUGCCCUACGUGGUGACCGGGAAUAUCAUCCAUCCCAAUAACGUGGUGCCCAGCACCCAAUGA
This is a messenger RNA of Peronospora farinosa, 357 nucleotides long. NCBI's taxonomy places the organism in Eukaryota, Oomycota, Peronosporomycetes, Peronosporales, Peronosporaceae. The record is from the annotation of a GenBank genome assembly.